This is a messenger RNA of Larimichthys crocea (large yellow croaker), 1702 nucleotides long. RefSeq names its product transmembrane protein 59 (gene tmem59). The coding region runs from base 106 to 1077 and encodes 323 amino acids. The record is from RefSeq and is a predicted model, not a curated record. The transcript has 8 exons. Gene Ontology annotation, cellular component: lysosome; late endosome. NCBI's taxonomy places the organism in Eukaryota, Metazoa, Chordata, Actinopteri, Sciaenidae. Gene Ontology annotation, biological process: positive regulation of autophagy.
UCUCGCGUGCUUUGGAGGUGACUCCCGCGAGAUAACAGAGAGGAUUCAGGAGGAGGAAGAAGAAGCGUGUUGUUGUUUGUUUAGGUUUCUCCUCGCAGGGUUAAAAUGGGGACUCUCUGCUCCUUUCUUUGCGCUCUGGGGCUGCUCGCUUUCACCGCCGCGUCCUCGGACGUGUUCGACAGCGUGUUGGGCAACACGGCGUCCUGCCACAAGUCGUGUGAGAUGACAUACAGCCUGCACACGUACCCACGGGAAGAGGAGCUGUACGCCUGUCAGAGAGGCUGCCGUCUGUUCUCCAUUUGUCAGUUUGUUCGUGACAGCGAAGAUCUGAACCAGACUAAAUCCGAGUGUGAAUCCACCUGUCACGAAGCCUAUACCCAAACCGAUGAGCAGUAUGCAUGCAACCUGGGGUGCCAGAACCAGCUCCCAUUUGCUGAGCAGCGGCACGAGCAGUUGGAGGCCAUGAUGCCCAGGAUUCACCUCCUGUACCCGCUGACUCUGGUCCGAGGUCUGUGGGAGGACGUGUUGAAUCAGGCCCACAGCUUCAUCACGUCCACGUGGACGUUCUACCUCCAGGCCGACGAUGGCAAAGUUGUCAUUUUCCAGACCGAACCACAAGUCCGCUUCUUCUCCCAGUUUGAGGUGGAAAAAGAAGUUAAAGAGGAGCCACAGAAGAGUUUCCCCGGGUUGAGCAGCCCUGUUUACAAAGAAUACCAUCGCACUUUAAUCCAGGAAAGAGACAGAGACAUGAUGGGAGACCGCAGCUACGAUGACGACUACAACCUCUUCAGCUGCCUUUCCAGGAAUCCUUGGCUACCAGGGUGGAUCCUCACCACAACUCUGGUCCUGUCAGUCAUGGUCCUGAUCUGGAUCUGCUGUGCCACUGUGGCAACCGCUGUGGAUCAGUAUGUGCCCGCUGAGAAACUGAGCAUCUAUGGUGACAAGGAGUACAUGAAGGAACAGAAACUGAUCCCGUAUCCAGCGUCCUCGCUGCUCAUCAUCACCUCCAAAGGGCCAGAAGAGGAAGAAGCCGGGCCGCUCCCUUCUAAAGUGAACCUGGGUCAGUCCGACAUCUAGACGCCAAAGUCGUAGCAGAGAAGGGAUAUCCUCCUUUAUGAAUAAUCUAUAGUUGAUUUUUAUCCUCUCGCACAAGACCUGUGCUUCUCGCGGUCUAAACAGGAGUAACUACUUGCAGAACGUUUUGUAUUCCUCAUAAUGUCUCGUCUCCCUUUUCUUUUUUUUGAAGCUUUUUAAAACUGAAAUGCUGAAAAGGUUGAGUUUCUGUAUAUUUGUAUGAUUGAGGCAUUAUACUGUAGUGAUGACGAAACAAGUAAAAUGGGUUUGGGGAAUUUUUCUUUCCUGAAUUCUGAGGCGUGCAUUAGUGUGCUGGUGUGCUUUAUUUUAUUGAAUAAUGUUUAAUGAACAGUCUGUGGCUUGAAGUGAUGCAGGUUUUUACCCAGUCCAAAUCUUUUUUUUUUCUUUUUGGUAAAAUGGUUUGUGCUAAUAUUGCAGACUCUCCCAGGUUUUUGUUUUCAUGUUUUUACUGCAGUGAUUUCCAGAUUCAAUUUUACAAUAAAGUUCUAUGCUCUUAAUUAAAAUGAAUUAAUAGUGGUGGUACAUACAGUAGGUCUUUUCCUGCUUCACUGUCGUCUGUUCUAGUAAUGAUGGAACUGAAUUAAAUACAAUGGAGUAAAGUUCUUCA